This is a messenger RNA of Astyanax mexicanus (Mexican tetra), 2002 nucleotides long. RefSeq names its product tectonic-3. Lineage: Eukaryota; Metazoa; Chordata; Actinopteri; Characiformes; Acestrorhamphidae. Gene Ontology annotation, biological process: cilium assembly; smoothened signaling pathway. The record is from RefSeq and is a predicted model, not a curated record. The transcript is spliced from 15 exons. The coding region runs from base 179 to 1888 and encodes 569 amino acids.
AACGGCGGCCGCUGCUGCUGCGUGUUGUUGUUGGAGUUGUCUGGCGGGUUUAUUGAGCUGUGUGUGUUUUUAGCUCUGGUUUUGGUUUAUUCUCUACCGAAUAUGAAAUGCCCGUAGCUGGUUAACGGCAGCAGCCGCUCACCUUCAGGCUGCGGGGUUUACUGUCCGUGUUUUCAGAAUGCUGUCUUGCCACUGGUUUCUGCGGCUGGUCUUGGCUUAUGUUGCAAUUUUACCAUUGCAUACAGAUUCACAAAACACUGGAAUCUACACAGAACAGCCAACAGUGGGCUGGGAUGAGUACGUAGAUGAUCCAACAGCUGCAGCAGAAACUCCACCUACAACAGACUCUGUAACUGUCAGUGCUCCAGAUCCCCUGGACUCCAUCACACCGAGCGCGUUUCCACAAGAGUUUGAGGAGCGUGCUGUACCCACCAUCGCCCCCACAAUCAUGAAUCCAAUUAAUGGGUGUGUGUGUGACAUUACGCUGGAUUUUUGCGACAUCGGCUGCUGCUGUGACGUGAUGGACUGUGGAGUUGCCAACCUGAGCUCUGUGUUCAGAGGAUGUGUGCAGGAGACAAGGUCUGGAGUUUGUGUGGAGAGCUGGUUGAUGUUUAGAGCCAAUGUUGAUCCCCAGCUGGUGACGGUCAAUGACACUAUGUUCUGCGUUCAAAAGGAGACUGAGGUUGUAGCACAGACUCUGCCUGACCUCCCUGAGGGACCAUCACCCAUUUUCUCUCCUCAUUUCUCACUUCAGGAACCCACUGCCUACCGCAACUUCAGCUCUAGCUUUUACAAGGUCGAUGACUUCAUUCUGACAUAUUACAACAACACGAACAUAUUGAGCAUACUCAGACACCCAUCACCAGGGGCUGUGUCUUCUUCAUGCAUGGACCUCAAUCCCGCAAAAUUUCUGCGAUCUGGCUCUCUGUCCUGCUCACAAGCCGUGACCACUCAGUCCUGUAGGAGAGACAGCAGUCUGAGUGUUCGCUCCUAUUACACAGGGUUUAGCCUUCUCAGGGUUCCACUCUCAAAAGUGGAUGUGCCAAAUCUGAUGAUCCCAGUUAUCCUGUUGUCCAAUCAGCCUGAACCCAUCCAGCAGAACAGCUCCUGUUUGAAUGUUGUGUCGAAGGUGGAGUAUGUGAUCACGUACAAUGGCACGGGGGAGAUUAUGGCUGCAACACUGAGAGUAGAUGUGACAAACGCCAGUUUUGGUACCCAGCUACUGCAGCAGCACACGGUGCUAUUUCAGUUGUCCACACCCUCACCACCUCCUUCUGGGACGCCAUUGGUGGGCUUAACAGUCGGAACACCAGUGAUUGGCUGGUUUGGAGAAGAGGCUCAGCCGCUGACAGUCCAGGGUCUUUCCAUGGGAGGAGACUGUUCUACAGACCUUUUUAACCGAGCCCCCAUCCUCUUCACAUAUAACUCCAUCACCGGCUGCACCUUCAGGUCUCCGUCCCGUGACUGUGCCUCACUUCGAGCUCAGCUUUACAGCAUUCUGCGCAGCCCCACCACCCCAGACAUGGUGGCCAUGACUGCGGGGUCCCAGCCGGACUGGAGCAGGGUCGUUCUGCAGGAAUGUCCCGAGCCCCCUUCAAGGGAGGUGUGUGAGACAGGCUGUCUCCUGCCGGUCUCUUUAUCAGUGCAGGUACUCUGGGCUCAGAGGGGACUGCUAGCCCUGCCACAGAACCACAUUCUGGGGGCCAAAUAUGCCUUCAGCUGUCAGAUACUGAAGUGUACUGCCAUUUCUCCUCUGCCUGUGACCACAGAAGUGAUUUUUUCAGAUGCCACCAUUUACCCAGAAGCCCCCAGGGGUGAGCCACAACCUGAGUGGAAAUUCCCAUUUGCUUUUUUCACCAGAGGGUUGGGGGAGCUUGAUGGAGAGUAGGGGGUUCCUCUCUGAGAGAAGGUUCUAGACUGUUUUCUUAAAUAUCUGCCACACUGAAUAUGUACAGAUUUUUUGUAAUAAUUUAUUUAGCAAAAUACAUAAUUUUACAUAAUA